GACCCCCCAAAAACCAAAAGGGAAAGCAAAGCAGCUGCAGCUGCUCGCCUGCUCCUCCAGUUCUCUCCUCAGCCCCUCCCCCUCUUCUUCUUCCUCCUCCUGCUCCUGUCCCAGAUCCCACGCCCCCAGCAUCAGAUCAGGGAUCGGCGCGCGCGGCAGCCGGUCGGGCAGGCGCCACCUCCAUUGCCCGUGCCGUGACUCCUGCGAUGCGAGCAGGAGGAACAGCGAGGGAGGAGGGAGCGCGCGCGGGUAGGAGAGAUUAGAGAAGGGAGGAGCCCGGCCCGGGGGAAGGGGAGGGACCUCCUCCCCCAGAUGAGAACGAUGAAGGCGCAGCACAGCAACGGGAGGGGCAGGAGCCCCUUCCUCACGUCCUACGCCCUCACGCUCGCCUUCAUCACCUUCGUCUCCGUGCUCUACUUCAAGGACUUCUCCUCCACGCUGCACCAGCCGUUCCUCCACCGCCCCCCGUCCCACCGCCGCGGCCAGAUCAGCCGCCCCCUCCGCCCCGCCCACCAUGGCGGCGGCGGCGGCGACGUAAGUGAGCUAAGCUCGGCCGAGCACCGCGCGGCCGCAGCGCAGCUGCCGUUCGCGGUGGGCGCGGCGCCGGCGGGGUGCGACGUCGGGCGGGGCGAGUGGGUGUACGACGAGGCGGCGCGGCCGUGGUACCAGGAGGAGGAGUGCCCCUACAUCCAGCCGCAGCUCACUUGCCAGGCGCACGGCCGCCCCGACAAGGCCUACCAGCACUGGCGGUGGCAGCCGCGCGGGUGCUCGCUGCCCAGCUUCAACGCAACUCUAAUGCUAGAGAUGCUACGGGGCAAGCGCAUGCUUUUUGUUGGAGAUUCCUUGAACCGGGGACAAUACGUAUCUCUGGUUUGCCUACUGCAUCGACUCAUCCCGGAUAGCUCCAAGUCCAUGGAAACAUUUGAUUCCCUCACAGUUUUCAGAGCAAAGGAUUAUAAUGCCACCAUUGAGUUCUACUGGGCUCCCUUUCUGGCUGAGUCAAAUUCUGAUGACGCUGUUGUGCACCGUAUUGCUGAUCGAAUUGUAAGAGGAACAUCUAUUGAGAAACAUGCAAAAUUUUGGAAGGGGGCUGACAUUUUGGUAUUCAAUACCUACCUUUGGUGGAUGACUGGACAGAAGAUGAAAAUUCUGCAAAACUCUUUUGAAGAUAAAAACAAGGACAUCAUAGAAAUGGAAACAGAGGAUGCCUAUGGAAUGGUACUGAAGGCUGUGCUGAAAUGGGUUGAGAGCAACAUGGACCCUAAAACUUCAAGAGUGUUUUUUGUUACUAUGUCACCCACUCACACCAGGAGCAAAGAUUGGGGCGAAGAUACUGAUGGGAACUGUUACAACCAGACAACUCCUAUCAAGGAUUUGUCUUACUGGGGACCAGGCACCAGCAAAGGGCUGAUGCGCGUCAUCGGGGAAGUGUUCGGCACGUCUAAGAUCCCUGUUGGGGUUGUGAACAUCACCCAGCUCUCUGAAUACAGGAAGGACGCGCACACUCAGGUAUACAAGAAGCAGUGGAACCCGCUAACCCCGGAGCAGAUCGCGAACCCGAAGAGCUACGCUGAUUGCACGCAUUGGUGCCUUCCAGGACUCCAGGACACGUGGAACGAGCUGCUCUACUCCAAGCUCUUUUUCCCCUGAGCUAAGGUUGGGCAUCUCUGAGGUUUUGGUGAUACCUACUAUUUCCCAGUUGAUGAAUGGCGAGUGAACAUAAGUUGCUGAACUGCACGAUCAAGCUGGAACUGGGAGCAUAACAUAUAUCAUCUGGGAGGCUCGCUGGUAUGCUGGAGAAUAGUUAGCUUGACAUCAUAUAGGUCCAACAUUCUGAGGAACACGCACGGUACACGAGAGAUGGAAGCUCUGCCUUAGUUCAUGUAAGGCCACUUGUCUAUACUUUGUUGGCGAACCUUCCACGCGGCGUGGCGUGUUGAUGUGUAAUUCAUUUAUUGAACAUGAGUGCUGAAGUUGCACCAGGUGACCGUUUAUAUACGCUUCUAGUCAUAUGAAGUUAUCUUAA
Molecule: messenger RNA, 2026 nt
Organism: Setaria italica (foxtail millet)
Lineage: Eukaryota; Viridiplantae; Streptophyta; Magnoliopsida; Poales; Poaceae
Product: protein trichome birefringence-like 33
Exons: 5
Coding region: 313-1650 (445 amino acids)
Cellular component (GO): Golgi apparatus
Molecular function (GO): O-acetyltransferase activity
Source: RefSeq, a predicted model, not a curated record